This is a messenger RNA of Malassezia globosa CBS 7966, 2907 nucleotides long. RefSeq lists its product as uncharacterized. The record is from RefSeq and is a predicted model, not a curated record. NCBI's taxonomy places the organism in Eukaryota, Fungi, Basidiomycota, Malasseziomycetes, Malasseziales, Malasseziaceae. The transcript has 2 exons. The coding region runs from base 1 to 2907 and encodes 968 amino acids. Gene Ontology annotation, cellular component: mRNA cleavage and polyadenylation specificity factor complex.
AUGGCUACGUAUGCAAAGCUGGCGUGUGAGUGCUUUGCCUCUGUGUACCCACGAGUGUUUCUCUAUGUGAACCAGGAUCGUUCACCUGUUUCACACCAUCUCUGGCAGAUUGUCACUGCUAUCAAGGAGCGUAUUCAACUGACGCUUGACGGUGGGGCGUUAGGUGCGCGCAUUGGAGCAGCGAAAGCAUGCCAACGUCUCAUUCAAGUUCAAACAAGACCAGAUGGUGAUCCGAGGCUUCAAAACCGCGCAGAAAUCAACCUGAAUGCUGUACCUCCUGACCAUCCUUUCCUGCAGACAGCGACGCUUGAAGGUGAAGCUGAUCAGGUGUUUACAAAGCUUGUGGCACUCCUCUACACAUGCAAAGCUCCCAGUCUUGUCAUGGGCGUAACACAAGUGCUUACGCGACUUGCACGUCUGCGCUCCAAAUUGAACAAGGUAGUGAUUGAAGCAUUCGUGAGCUGGACUCCGUCUGCGUUGACAUCCCUUGCACCUGUACACAUCCGCAGUGUAGAAAAUACUGUCCGACUCGCGAUGGUGCAUUUCCUUCAACAUGGAUCUGUGGAGCCGCAAACGACGCAGCUCACGCAUGCUCUUGAGCGGCAGAAACAACGUAUGGAUGUGGCCUUGCGCGAGGCUCAAGCAGCACAACGAGAUGGCUUGUCACGGAAACGCGAAGCCCUCAAAGAUUCGGACGGCGUGAUGGCCUCCAAACGUAGUCGCGCCUCGACUCCCACUGAUCCUCGUCGGCCUGCAGGACUUACGGCCCAUGAUAUUGCGCGACUACCGUUGGAGCAAGUAGUUGAUGCUAUCAUCGCGGGCUUGCAAAGCGUGCCCGAAAAGCGACUGAAGACUGCAAUCGCUUCGUUUGUGAGUGCUGUGUCGCCAGCUGCGCCUACGGAACCUGUGGAUCCACUGAAGAUGGAUGUGGGUGAUGAGGACGUUCCUGUGGUUCCUGCGUCAGCUGCGGGCGCCGCCGUCACGACUCCUGGCACAGCUAUCACCUCUGACGCUGGAUCGGGAGGAUUGGAGGCAGAGGACACAGCACCACUAGCUAGCUUAGAGCAUUUUGAGUUGCCUGAGCCUGCACGCCUGGAGCAACGCGAAGCGCAGGCGCUUAUUAUUGACUCAGUAACACGAAUCUGUGAGUCUGGCAGUCAGCUCGUGCCACCUCAAGCCCUAGAGCGGGCCUCCGAAGGUCAUGCCGCAUUGUGGAUCAAGUUGGUCGUGCGCCUGGCGACCCGUGGACUCGAUAUGUAUGGAACUAAUGCGACACCACCGCCUGAACUCCAGGCUCAGGCUGAUAAAGUGCGUGCACUACUUUUGGACUUUGUAAGUCAGGACUUUAGUGCUCGUCGCGGUAUUGCACUUCAAUGGCUUAUGGAGGAAUGGGCCUGUGACAGACUGCGCCAGAAACAGGGUGCUCAGUCUGAGCAUUAUCUCAUGUGUCUCGAUAAGAUGUUGGAUACGCAGCUUAGUUCACCCAACAUCGAUGACAUUGCUCUUGGCACGUUCUUGCGUGAAUUGCCGCAAGUCCCUCUCGUGGUCCUGGAUCGUUUGUAUGAACUAUGUCUGGAUCGAAGUACAAUUGGUGAGGGAUUUUCACUGCUCCGCGAUGUGAGCGCUGCAAGGCCCCCUCUCCGUGUGCCGGUGUGUCACAAAGUUUUGCAGCUAACACGUCAUAGCGAGCGACUCGUUCGUGGACGUGCUAUUGUGACGGCACGUACAUGGGUGUUGCAAAAAGGGCCUCUUGCAGAAGUGGUGCUGUCAUUUGCUCGCGAGUCGCUCCAGCUGUUGGUUGAAGAAGCCCGUGCCAAUGAGACUCAAGAGGAGGCUCAGGAUACCAGUGUAGAGGCUGAAGAGGCGGAUGAAACGGCAGCAGACCCACUCGGAUUAAGUGAACAAGAUGUGUUGCGUCUCAUUGAGCUUGCGCUUGUGUUGAGUGUGAAACAGCCAAGCUUCUUCGCCGAAGUUGUGCGAAUAUACCCGCAUGUGCCGGCUCCUGUUCAGGCGGCCAUGCAAAAACAUGUUACGCCUGUCGCUCGUUCUGUCGGACCAAACAGCACGGCAUUACUCGAUGUUUUGCGCGCAUAUCCGGAGGGCGCUGACACACUGGUCGUUGCGAUCCUGCGCAUUCUUACUGACAAAGGCCACACUCGCGCUCUUGCCGAGCUUGUACGUGACUUGGUUGAGACUCGCGACCUGUCCGUGGAGUAUCUGUUACCGCUUGUUCCUCAGCUGGAUCGCGACGCUAUGAUGCAUGCUUUGCCACGCGUUGUGUCAGUGCUCGCAGAUGGGUCAGAAGAGCACAAAGUUGCUGUGCAUCAUCUAUUUCAAACGCUCGUGGCCCCAGCCAUGCAGGCAGCCGGUGCUGAAACGGCAAGUAAGCAGCCUACGACGACAGCGAGUCUGACGCCUGUUGAGCUGUUGGUUUUGCUGCAUGUACACGAAAAACAGAUUGGGCUAAAGGCGUCGCUCUUGGCUGUACAGCUUUGCUUUUCAAUGAGCGAGGUAUUCCGCAGCGAUGUCCUGACAGCUGUGCUGAAUCGGCUCGUGGACGAAAAUCCUUUGCCAAUGUUGUUCAUGCGCACAGCAAUCAUGGCGACCAAGUCGUUCCGAACCUUGGGUUCGUACGUCUCGACGUCGUUGCUUUCGCGUCUUGUGCAAAAAGAAAUUGGGAAGGAGCCCCGUCUCUGGGAUGGUUUUGCUUUGUGCGCGAAUUUGCCAGCCCCCACAUCGUUCGGAGCCAUGCUGCAGCUCCCAGCUCCUCAGCUGCUCGAGCUCGUAAGAAAGCAGCCAAGUCUACGUGACCCGUUGCGCGACUACCUCAUAUACAAAGCUGGUGGUCCUGCACGCCAUGGUGCUCUGCUUCAAAUGCUUGAUGGAAACAAUGGUCCAUCCACAUAA